Recurvomyces mirabilis is the source of this 1152-nucleotide messenger RNA. RefSeq lists its product as uncharacterized. NCBI's taxonomy places the organism in Eukaryota, Fungi, Ascomycota, Dothideomycetes, Mycosphaerellales, Teratosphaeriaceae. Bases 1 to 1152 code for a protein of 383 amino acids. The transcript is spliced from 4 exons. Gene Ontology annotation, biological process: amino acid catabolic process; D-galactonate catabolic process. The record is from RefSeq and is a predicted model, not a curated record. Gene Ontology annotation, molecular function: galactonate dehydratase activity.
AUGGCGCCGAUAGCUUCCAUCGAGUGGUUUCGUGUGUUACCUCGAUGGCUCUUCGUAAAAAUCACCGACUCCGAAGACCGAGUAGGCUGGGGCGAAGCGACACUCGAAGGCCACACCGAAGCGGUCGAAGGCGCCCUUCGCGGUUUCCGCUCCCGCUUCCUCGGCCACGAAGCCGAUGAUGUCGAACGCCUAUGGCAAGACGUCUGGCGCAAAUCUUUCUACCGAGGGGGCCCGGUUUUCAUGUCUGCGCUUUCCGGGCUGGAUAUCGCACUCUGGGAUUUGAAGGCUAGGAAGUUGGGGGUUCCUGUGUGGCAGUUGUUGGGGGGCAAGGUGAGGGAGAAGGUGAGGGUUUAUGCUUGGGUUGGGGGGGAUCGGCCGGGAGACGUGGUAGCGCAGGCGGAGGUGAGGAAGGGGCAGGGGUUCAGGGCUGUGAAGAUGAAUGCGUGUGAAGGGGUUGGGUGGUUGGAUUCGCCGGGGGUGGUGGAGGGGUGUGUGGAGAGGGUUAAGGGGGUGAAGGGGUUGGGGAUGGAUGUUGGGGUUGAUUUUCACGGCAGACUACACCGACCGAUGGCGAAACAGCUAGCCAAAGCCCUGGAACCACAUGGUCCCCUGUUCAUCGAAGAGCCCCUCCUCUCCGAACACCCCGAGCCCAUCCAGCUCCUAUCCCAACUAAUCACCAUCCCCAUCGCGCUAGGCGAACGCCUCUACUCCCGCUGGGACUUCAAACCCUUCCUCGCGAACUCCAGCGUCGACAUCAUCCAACCGGACAUCGCCCACUGCGGCGGCAUCUCAGAACUCAAACGCAUAGCCGCCAUGGCCGAAGCCUACGAUGUCGCACUCGCCCCUCACUGCCCUUUGGGUCCGAUAGCGUUGGCGGCGUGUCUGCAGAUAGCGGCUUGUACGGCGAAUCAUACGAUUCAGGAGAUGAGUGUGGGGAUGCAUUAUAACGUUGCGGCGGGCGAGUAUGAUGUGGGGAGUUAUGUGAAGAAUCCGGAGGGUUUUGCUGUGAGGGAGGGGUUUGUGGAUGUUUUGACGGGGCCGGGGUUGGGGAUCGAGGUUAACGAGGAGCUGGUGAGGAAAGUGGCGGAGACGACGGAGCCGUGGGAGUUGAUGGGGUUUGUGGGGGAGGAUGGGGGGUUGCAGGAGUGGUGA